Molecule: messenger RNA, 1587 nt
Organism: Caenorhabditis bovis
Lineage: Eukaryota; Metazoa; Nematoda; Chromadorea; Rhabditida; Rhabditidae
Source: the annotation of a GenBank genome assembly
AUGUCUGGCACGAGCUCGAACUCGGCGGGCUCGGUGGUGCCGACGGCGCGUUCGCCGAGCAUUGUGACCGCCUACUCGCACACGGAUACCGACAAGACGGCGUUGUCGAAGUCGGCCAACACCGCCAUCGGCGCCACCGAUUCCGAGCUUCAUGGACGCGUUGGAAUGACCGACACGUCGGCGGGCUCGUAUCGCGGCAAUUCGAAGUCGGAUGAGACGUCGACGGCGUUGUCGCCGAAAUCGCCGGACAUCAUUUUAAGUAAUUUGCGACGUGGAGCGGUAUUUGGCACUUCAAAUCGUGGCAAUUCUUCUCAACCGCCAGAACCAAAUGCAAACAGUAUUACAUAUGUCACAUUUUCAAAUAAUAAUUCCACGGUUACCGGCUCGCAAAUCAGCGAACCAGAAUCGUCGAAACAAUCGGUUUCGUCGAAAUUGUCGGAAGCGCGGUUGUCGCGUGUCCAAAAAUUGACGCAAGGCGUCGAUUCGCAGGCAAAAGCCGUCGAGAAGCAACGAAUGGCUGAGAAAUUAAAAAAGAAGCAGGAGGAGAUUCGGCGGCGACGCGAGAAGGAAGCGCAAGAGCGGAAUGAGAAGAUUCGCGCUCAAAAUUUGCGCGAGAUUUCCGAUUUAUCGACGGGAAAAAGCAAGAUGUCGUCAGCCUCACAAAAAUCAAAAGCGCCGCCGAAAUUGCGUCUUCGCGACAGUGUUGCCCAAUCGGCGAGAUCUGGACGCUCGAUGAGCACUGCGAGAAGUAAAUUUACGUCGUCCAACAACUCCGAAUCGCCGAGCAGUGCGAAAAGUGUGAAGAAGAGCCAAAAAACGACGCACCGCAAAACGACGAAGAAGCCGGCGAGAAGCGCUCGCCGAAAGCCGAAAGAGUCGGACUCGUCGGAAUCGGGAACCGAGAGCACCGAAGGCUCGGCGAAAUCGUUGAAGACCGCGAAAAUGUCGGACAAUAGUGAGAGAAGCUGCAAAAAUUCGCCGAAUGCUCUCGUCAAGCAAAACGUCGAGGGCCAAAUGAAGAAGUUGGCCGACGAUCAGAAGCGCGCUGUCGAACAGUCGGCCAAAUCGAAGAAGCCGAUGAUGUCGCGCCCGACGUCGUAUGUGUUCCCGGGAGCCGGCAGAACGACAAUGUCGAUGGUGACGACGGCUCAGGCAUCUGGAGGACUCAAAGCUCCACCGCCACCACCCGCCCAUCAAGUCUAUGAUGUCUCAAAAUUGAGCAACAGCCAACGCGGUUUCACUCCGGCGCCGAAUCAGUCGAACAAACCGCGAUCGUUGUUUGGAAACGGAAACGCGAGACCGAUUGCGGCUCGUCCGGCUCCGCCGCCAUCGGCGUCCAACGUCUCGAUGCGCCAACACGCGUCGUCUGGCGGCAACAAGGUUGUGCUGUACGGCACGACGCCCGACGGCAAGAAUCAGGUGGAGUUUUCGAUAUUCAUGCGAAUUGUGAGCGGCGAAGCGUUGGGACCAUCGAACGCGCCGGUGGAUUUGGUGCCGAAAAAGGUGAUCAUCGGCGGAAAAGAGAUAUCGGUGGACAUGACGACGAGCGAGCCGAAGAAGAAGAUUGAGAAGGAGAUGCAGAUUUAG